This is a messenger RNA of Encephalitozoon hellem ATCC 50504, 1728 nucleotides long. RefSeq names its product endochitinase. The record is from RefSeq and is a predicted model, not a curated record. Gene Ontology annotation, molecular function: chitinase activity. The coding region runs from base 1 to 1728 and encodes 575 amino acids. The transcript has a single exon. Lineage: Eukaryota; Fungi; Microsporidia; Unikaryonidae. Gene Ontology annotation, biological process: chitin catabolic process; cell wall macromolecule catabolic process.
AUGAUGGUCUUCUUUUUAGGCCUAACAUUUGCGAAAAACGCUUGUGUUUCCGGGUCUGCAGAAUGUGUUGCAAACACCUUGAGAGUAUGUGGCAUAAAGAAUCAAUGGAUAUAUGUUGACUGCCCCACAGGUACUGAGUGUGCUGUUAAAGGCAACGAGAUAGCUUGUGUUCCACGUACUAACAAAGAAGAAGGAGAGCCUCACGAUAAGGCUAAGCCAGAAAGGAGGAAGGACGAGUCCUCAGCCUCUCUAGAUCCUGAGGAAGAACAGGACUCAAAAAACAGUCAGGACGAAAAUAGCAAGGAUAGCAAGAAGAUUGAGGAGGGCAGUUCGGAAGAGGAUGAUGAAAGGGGGAGAAGGAAAGGCCGUGGAAAGAAAGGAAGUGGAGAUGUGGGAGAUAGAAAAAAGCCAAAGAAUGAGACCGGAAGGAACAAGCACCAAAGCUUAAGGGACGAAGAGGGGGAAAGAGAGCAAAGGGAAAAUAGAAAGAAAGAGCCCAAAACGGUAAUAAAGACAAUCAGCACUUCGAAAAAAGAUAGCACCACCACUGUUACUGUAACAAAAGUAGUCAUUCAAAAGCAGCAGCCAACAGAGAUAAAGUUGGAAUAUACAUCAAGCGAUGUUGAAUCAAAAGUGAAACCUGUAGGGUCCCCAUUGCCUUCCCAAACACAAGCUCCACAAGGCCCUGGAAAGGGUGCUUCGAUGUCUGGCCAGUCUUCUUUAUCUUCUGCACAAAGUAGUACUGGAGGAGGCUCUUCAUCUGGAAAGCUCAGCUCCAUCUCACCAUCUCCAUCACAAGCCACAUCCUCUAGUCCUGCGGGAUCAUCGGGAAACCAGUCUUCACCAGCCUCUUCUUCUUUAUCGGGCACCAAGCCUGCAGCUACCCCGUCAUCUCCAAGUAGCCCGAGCAGCACUCAGAAAUCUUCAGAGCAAGAAAAGCCCCAAACAUCUGGAAGUACGUCUCAGAAAACAUCCACAGGGACUUCCGGAGGUAGCACUGGAGAACAGAAGAGUGCGGGUGCUAGCGGGUCCACAUCUCCACAACAAGGUACCCAGGCCGGGGAAUCUGGAGGUAGCAAACCAUCUGGAAGUUCCAAAUCUUCUUCUGGAACUGAAGGCACGAAGUCUUCCGGAGGAGGAGGAGUAAACAUCUCAUCCGACCAACUUACUCAAGCAAUGACAAAGCUAGGCUACUCGCCAAAGCCAGAAUAUAUCGAUGCAGUUGUCUCUAGAGUAAAUGAAAAAUUCAAUGACAUGAAUGAAGCAACAAUGUUCAUAGCUCAGUGUGCUCAUGAAUCCGGAGGAUAUCAAUAUAUUGAGGAGAUAGCAUGUGCUGGAGGAACAAGCUGUGCAGGGCAAUACGGAACCGGGGCGCCUGGAAAGUCUUACCAUGGGCGAGGAUUUAUACAACUCUCAUGGCCUGAUAACUACAAGGCGGCAGGAGAAGCACUAGGCUUAGGAGAUGAGCUUUAUAAUAAUCCAGAAAAGGUUGCCGAAGAUCCAAAUCUUGGAGCAGAUGUAUCGAUAUUCUACUGGGAGACAAGGGUUGCAAAUGCCCCAGGUGUCAAAGAAAAUCACUUUGGUGCCACAACAAAAGCAAUCAACGGAGCACUAGAAUGUACAGGUUCUAAUGUCGAUAAGAGUAAGAAGAGGUAUGAGAUAUACAAGGCUCUUGUUGAGGCAUUUGGAGUCAGCAACCCUGCAGAUGAAAGCGGGUGCUAUAGCUAG